This is a messenger RNA of Helianthus annuus (common sunflower), 1518 nucleotides long. RefSeq names its product isoleucine N-monooxygenase 1. The transcript has 2 exons. Bases 1 to 1518 code for a protein of 505 amino acids. Gene Ontology annotation, molecular function: monooxygenase activity; heme binding; oxidoreductase activity, acting on paired donors, with incorporation or reduction of molecular oxygen. Lineage: Eukaryota; Viridiplantae; Streptophyta; Magnoliopsida; Asterales; Asteraceae. The record is from RefSeq and is a predicted model, not a curated record.
AUGUACAUAUUUGUUGCUAGGUUUUUAAACAAGAAAUCUUCACAUUCAUUACCACCUGGUCCAACUCCUUUGCCGUUUAUUGGAUGCGCCAUCCAAAUGUUCUUAAACAAACCAAUUUUCCGGUGGAUCCAUAAGCUCAUGGACCAUUUUGACACCCCUAUCCUUUGCAUCCGCGUAGGACCUUCAACCCAUGUCAUUGUGGUUUCGUCCCCAGACAUAGCAUGUGAAUUCCUCAAGAAACAAGAUGAAAAAUUCAUUUCAAGGCCUGAUUUCAUGUCUGCUUGUCUAAUAAGUGAUGGGUAUCUCACUGCAAUCAUGUCCCCAUUUGGAGAACAAUGGAGGAAGAUGAAAAAAGUUAUUAAUCGAGGGAUGCUUUCACCGCAAAUACACAAAUGGCUCCAACCCAAACGUGACCAAGAAGCUGAUCAAUUGCUUAGAUACAUAUGUAACCAAAUAGAGAAACAAGGUGGUAUCGUCAAUGGUGGAUUAAUAGACGUUCGAGCUGUGAGCCAACAUUUCUUUGCAAACACAAUGAGGAAUAUUGUUUUCGGGAAAAGUUCCUUUGGGCAAGGAAUGGAAGAUGGAGGGCCAGGCGAAGAAGAAACUGAACAUGUUGCUGCCCUUUUUACCAUCCUGAAGCAUGUUUUUGCAUUUUGCAUCACUGAUUAUUUCCCAUGGUUAAGAUGGAAGACUGACUUUGAUGGCCAUGAAAAGCUAAUCAGGACUGCUAUUGAAAUUGUGCGAAAGUAUCAGGAUCCAUUGGUCGAUGAACGGAUUCAAAUGUGGAACAAUGGAGCUAGAAAGGAAAAGUUUGAUAUGCUUGAUGUUCUUAUCACAUUUGAAAACCCUAAGCUUACGCCUGGGGAAAUUAAAGCUGAAAUUGUUGAGCUAAUGAUUGCCACAAUUGAUAAUACGUCUAACGCAAUAGAAUGGGCAAUGGGUGAGAUGAUUAAUGAACCUAUAAUCCUAAAGAGAGCAGUCGAGGAGUUAGAGCAUGUAGUAGGUCGCCAAAGGCUAGUCGAAGAGCAAGACAUACCCAAACUCAAUUACAUAAAAGCAUGCAUCAAGGAAGCUUUUAGGUUGCACCCUUUUGUACCUUUUCUUCCACCCCAUGUUUCAACAAUGAAUACUAGUGUUGCUGGUUACUUCAUACCCAAGGGUAGCCAUGUUAUCCUAAGUCGAUAUGGGCUAGGAAGGAAUCCAAAUGUGUGGAAGGAUCCAUUGCGGUUUGACCCAGAUCGACAUCUACAUGAGGAAGGGAAACAAGUAGUACUUUCGGAUAACAACCUGAGGUUGAUCUCGUUUAGCACAGGUCAACGUGGUUGUCCUGGAAUAAUGUUGGGCACCAUCAUGACUACAAUGUUGUUAGCAAGGAUGGUCCAGGGGUUCGCCUGGGAGGCACCCGGUAAUGAGCAAUUCAUUGAGCUUGUUGAAAAUUAUGAUGACAUUUGCUUGGCUAAACCACUUGUGGCAAUUGCUAAGCCAAGGCUGCCACGGUUCAUGUACCCCACAUAUUGA